AUGGUGAAGACUCUCUGGGCGCUGAUCUUACUGGUAGUAGCUAAAUGUUGUGGUAAUGUGGUGUACCAUUCAACAGACGUCGAGAAUGGAGAUCAUUUUCGUCAGAAGCGCGAGCAUCGCCGACGUUCGGUGUCACUGGAGUCGGAGAGCGGACCACGUGUUGUGAAGUGGUCUGGUCGUCACAAUGAGCACAUUUGCCGUGAGGAGAUUACUGUGUACGGUACUCAUGCGGAAAAUAUGGAACUUCUCGAUAUGAAGAAUGCUCUCAAUAUCGUUAAGAAUGAUCUUAUUGCAAGAGUUGAUGAAUUGAGCAGCGAAAAUGCGAUUCUCCGAGAUGAGGUGCAUAGUUUCGAGAUGGUACGAGUCAAAAUGAGCGAAAACAUUGCGAAACUCGAAGAGGAGCUGAAAUCUGUGAAGCAGAAAUUAGCCGAGAAGGAAGCCGAGGAAGAGGAAGAGGUACCGCUAGCGCAGAGAAAGAGAUUCACACGCAUGGAGAUGCAGCGGGUCCUUAUCGAUAGAAAUAUGUACAAGGAAAAACUCAUGGAAUUGGAAGAGUCUCUCAAGUGGACUGAGAUGCAGAGAGCAAGGAAACUCCAAGCGCAAGCACCUCCUCCCAAAAAAGGAGGAAUCUGGGACUUUUUCUCGGGCCUUUUCGGUGAUACAUCGCCACCAACUCAGCCUCGUCGAGCGGGGUUACGUGCUGACGCACGCGGAAAAAGUCAAAUGACACGAAGUGUGGAGUACUUGGAUCCAGAAAUGAUAUCAGAGCGACGAGCCGCUGAGCGAAGGGAACAGUACAAACUCGUACGUGAGCACGUUAAACGGGAUGACAGUGGUCGAAUUGAGGCAUAUGGGUGGUCUUUGCCAGCUGUAUUGGACAAGUCGAAUGCCUCAACCAUGGUACCAGUCCCGGUUUGUUGCCGUCCACUUAUGGAAAACCAGCCAUCUAUCAAGGUUUGGUGUGCGACAUCCGUGAUCCUCCGUGGAGGAAUCGACAAGGAUGGAAAGUUCAUUACAGGAAAUCCAGUGUACUUUUCUCCUAGCGCUGCUAAGGUUCCACGAGGUGCAAAUAGCGACGACCAGCUCGAAAAUGAGAUAUCGCGCGCUCGUGCUCUGGAUGCCAGGGAAUGUGAGCUGGCAGAAUGGCAGACAUCGUCAGUUAUCUGGGUUGGCAGCUCAAAUCAAGGCAAAAGUCAUGUGGCAGUGUUGGACGCCAAUAACCCGAACAAUGUUGUUGAGACAUUCCGUGCAUGCGAAAGCCAUCUGCUGUGUAUACGUGGUGUCCCAGGUGUGUCCGAAGAUGAUCCUUCGUUGGAUGAGGCAGGUGCAAAGGCGUUCUUAUGUGGAGGCGGCAAGGUCAAAGAUGUACCGGAUGGCAUCGAAUUCUCUGAAUUGGGCGCUUGCGAGUGGGUAGAAUUACGGAAGAUGGAGGACUCCGAAGAUGGUGUUCCAACAUACUGCAGCAACGAUAUGCGGCCAAGUCCGAAGCGAACUCGAGAUUUUAGCGUUAGCGACACAGAAGCAGUCACCGGAUCAGCUGAAGUGAAACCAGUUCCAAUGGAUAAAGUAGAUGAGGAGGUAUCGGAGGAUCAGAGUGCUGAAAAUACUGCUGAAUCUCCUGAGACUAACGUACUGAUUCUACUCGAAAAAUCGAAAGAACAAAAAGAUGAUGUGGAGCCUCAACGACCAUCCGGAAGUCGGGUUGGAAGGGCUGCAUUGCCAUCGCAUGUUCGUGAAGCAAUGAACAAGUACGAUGAGAACGUCACUGACAUUCCCACAGGAUGGCCCACCGUAUGGAUGGGCAGCCAGAAUCAGUACAUCUAUAUACACUCAGCCGUGGCAUCAUGGAAACGAUGUCUACGACGGAUAAAAAUGCCGGAUGCCGUGCUUUCUAUUAUACACUACAAAGGACGCGUCUUUGCUGCAUUGGCCAAUGGAACUCUUGCCGUUUUUCAUAGAGCAAAAGGUGGUGAAUGGGCAGAUUUUGGAUAUCACACAAUUCGUGUUGGUCCAGCUACUUCAUCUGUGCGGUGUCUUUGUGUCGUGGCAAACAACAUUUGGGCGGCUUACAAAAACUGUAUUGUAGUAGUGGAUGGAGAGAGCCUACAGAUUGUUAAAGUAUUUGCCGCGCAUCCACGCCGAGACAGCCAGGUGCGCGCAGUUCAGUGGGUAGGCGCUGGUGUCUGGAUAUCGAUACGACUGGAUUCCACUUUGCGCAUGUACCAUGCUCAUACAUUUGAACACCUCCAAGAUGUCGAUAUUGAACCAUAUGUUACCAAAAUGCUAGGUACUUCACGGCUGGACUUUUCAUACAUGCGUACUACUGCACUUCUUAUAUCCAACCGACGGCUUUGGAUUGGUACCGGUACAGGAGUUGUAAUCUCAGUACCGCUAAGCGACAGUUUGGAGCAGAAGGUUGAAACUAGUGAUGCAAAGAAGUCGUCCGGCGGCCCUGGUGGAUUAGUGCGAGUGUAUUCAAGCAAUAAAGAUGGGAAAGAUAAUGCGACUUCUUCAAAAGAUGGAGGUGGAGCGUUUAUUCCAUAUUGCAAUCUAACGCAGGCCCAACUUUCCUUCCAUGGCCACAAGGAUAGCGUGAAGUUCUUCCUUGCCGUGCCUGGUGCCCCACGUGAAGUUGAAGACGAUCAAGAAGCAGAGCUACGAAAAAUGUUGGUGAUUUCUGGUGGUGACGGUUACAUCGACUUCCGAAUAGGUUUACACUAUUUCGAGAUGGCUCUACGGGUGCAACAUUCUAAGAAAGCAAUGUCAUUCUUUAUAGACCUAGGUUGUGGAUCAAAGGCAUUCAUGGAAUACAAAGAACUUCCUGGCAGAGUGCUAGAAUUCCAUCAUACAGAAACACCGUUUUAUCGUCGAGGAGAAGGUAUCGCAAAACUGCUUGUAAAGGAAGGCUUCAAGUAUGCUGCUGAAAACAAGUACAAAAUCUUACCAACCUGUUGGUACGUACUGAACUACGUGGAGACCGAAGCAAGUUGUGGAUCAAAGGCAUUCAUGGAAUACAAAGAACUUCCUGGCAGAGUGCUAGAAUUCCAUCAUACAGAAACACCGUUUUAUCGUCGAGGAGAAGGUAUCGCAAAACUGCUUGUAAAGGAAGGCUUCAAGUAUGCUGCUGAAAACAAGUACAAAAUCUUACCAACCUGUUGGUACGUACUGAACUACGUGGAGACCGAAGCAAGUGAGGAAGAACGGAAGCUCACAACAAUUUAUACAUGUGAAUAA
Molecule: messenger RNA, 3234 nt
Organism: Ostertagia ostertagi
Lineage: Eukaryota; Metazoa; Nematoda; Chromadorea; Rhabditida; Trichostrongylidae
Source: the annotation of a GenBank genome assembly